Solanum dulcamara is the source of this 1379-nucleotide messenger RNA. RefSeq names its product peroxidase 10. Gene Ontology annotation, biological process: hydrogen peroxide catabolic process; response to oxidative stress. The record is from RefSeq and is a predicted model, not a curated record. The coding region runs from base 278 to 1270 and encodes 330 amino acids. NCBI's taxonomy places the organism in Eukaryota, Viridiplantae, Streptophyta, Magnoliopsida, Solanales, Solanaceae. Gene Ontology annotation, molecular function: peroxidase activity; heme binding. The transcript is spliced from 4 exons.
UCUAUUAAAUAUCUUUGCUGCAUUUUUUUCAAACUAAUGUACUAAAGGUCACUAAAUGUCAGAGUAGAUAACUUCAUCCAGCACUGAACUUUAGUAAAAUAUAUAUACUGGUUGUCGUUAUAAAAAUUGUCCAUUAAGCUCUCAUGUACAUAGUGGCAUUCCCACUCUUAAGUCCACUAAUGUAACUUAGUUUUUUCUCAGUAUAUAAAUUGCUCUAUGUAUCUCAACACAAGUCACAAGAAUCAGAAUUGCUUAAAGCUUUUAGUACUUGAAAGUUAUGGCAAGUCGUAAUUUGUGCCCCUGCCUUACUGUUUUCUUCUGUGUGAUCAGUAUUCUGUCUCCCUUAACUGCUGGUCAGCUUGAUUACAGUUACUAUGAGAGAGCAUGCCCCAGCUUGCCUAGGAUCGUUCGUUGGAAUCUUUGGGCUGCUCUCCGUAAUGACUCCAGAAUAGCUGCAUCCCUCCUUCGUUUGCACUUCCACGACUGUUUUGUAAAUGGUUGUGAUGGAUCCGUGCUUCUUGAUGACACAAAUGAUUUCAAGGGUGAGAAGAAUGCUGCACCAAACCGCAAUUCAGUCCGAGGAUUUGAGACAAUCGAUAUCAUAAAAGCAGACCUUGAAAGAGCUUGCCCAUCAACUGUAUCUUGUGUGGAUAUAUUAACUCUGGUAGCUAGGGAAGUGGUUGUCAUGUCUGGAGGACCAUUUUGGCCAGUUUUACUUGGUCGACGAGAUGGACUAACUGCAAGUGAGAAAGCAGCAAAUGAACAAUUACCUUCACCCUUUGAGCCUCUGGAUAAAAUUGAGGCCAAAUUUACUGAUAAGGGUCUUGAUCUAAGGGAUGUCGUAGUUCUUUCAGGAGCGCACACAAUUGGUUUUGCUCAAUGUUUCACAUUCAAGAGGAGACUUUUCAACUUUCAAAACUCAGGAAAGCCAGAUCCAAAUCUUGAUUCUUCAAUGUUGUCAAAUUUGCAAAGCACUUGUCCUGACACAGAUGGAUCCAACAGCAAGAUUGCUCCUCUGGACAUUCAAUCCGUUACGAGAUUCGACAAUGCAUAUUACAUAAACCUUAUGAACAACUCAGGACUUCUUGAAUCUGAUCAAGCUCUAAUGUCAAAUUCUCAGACAGCUGAUAUGGUUAAAUCCUACAGCUUGUACCCUUAUCUUUUCUACAAAGACUUUGCUGCAUCAAUGGUAAAAUUAGGAAAUGUCGGUGUCCUUACUGGACAAACUGGACAAAUUAGGAAAGUAUGUAGCUCUGUAAGUAGUAACUAACAAAGUGCUUAUGUCAAGCAUGUUUAUUUUAUCAAGUGUGUUUGCUUCAGUUCUGUAUGUAUGUUUAUACUAAUAAUUUAACUAGAUAUCAGUUGAUGUCGUCCAAGUA